This is a messenger RNA of Cetraspora pellucida, 177 nucleotides long. NCBI's taxonomy places the organism in Eukaryota, Fungi, Glomeromycota, Glomeromycetes, Diversisporales, Gigasporaceae. The record is from the annotation of a GenBank genome assembly.
GUCGAGUUCCACGAGACAAAGUUAAAUGACAGGGAAGAAAUUAGCAUGACUUUGAGUGGCCCAACUAAUCUGUCCACCAGGAUCGAAGACACAGGUACCAUUCAGGCAUUUUACUACUCAAUUUCUCUUUUACAAAAUGGUUUCCAGUUUGAUAACAAGAGCCAAGACUACGUCUAG